Molecule: messenger RNA, 3357 nt
Organism: Brassica rapa (field mustard)
Lineage: Eukaryota; Viridiplantae; Streptophyta; Magnoliopsida; Brassicales; Brassicaceae
Source: RefSeq, a predicted model, not a curated record
CGAUGAGGUUCGCCGGAAGGACGACUACGACACUCUUCCGGGGAAGCGGUUCUUCACAUGCAAGAACUACGAGGUAAGUUUGAUUUUAAACGCUUUGAUUAUCGUUUAUGGGUUUGCAAAUUGUAGAGUGUCUGAUAUUUGUUUAUGGUGUAACCAAGGCUGAUGGAUUCCACUAUCGUCAGCCUUGGGUGAUAGGUGUGCAGGAGGAGAUCGAAAGGUUGACUAAGCGGGUGGUGGAGGCUGAAGAAGUGAUGUUGGGGUCGUCGAAUCUCUGUAAACUGAUCGACAGACUGGAGGAUCAGGUUAAAAUGCUCUCUGAGCAGGUAGAUGACCUCACCGUGCAGGUUGCUACGUUGGAGAAGGUCUGCUUCGAAUGAAACCGAAGGUCAGAGAGUGCAGGUCACGGGUUGGAGUGAAGGUGUUGGAGUUGAUCAGUCGGUAAAGUUGAAGCCUAGUUUUUUUUUUUAAUGUUGGGGGUAGUUGGACACGGAAAAGUGUAGUGUUUUGUUUCUUGCUACACUUAUUUCAUUCACGGAUUGUCUUAGUAUGUAUUGUGUCAGUCACAACUUGAUUCACGGAUUAUGUAAUAUGGUUUCAAACUCUCUAUAUAUGUUUGCAUUGUAUCAUUAUAUGAAAUAACACUUCUCUCACUUAUUACUCUCUAGCAAGUUCAUUCUCUUGUAAAUGCUAAAAAGUCGAGAUCAUUCAAGUGAUUCCCAUUUAGUACCAGUUCUGAAGGAAGCCGACACAUUCAAGUGAUUCCCAUUUCGCUGCAAGGUGAUUCACAAACGGAGACACACGCAAAGAUCCACAACAAGGUAUAAUAUACAACUUAGUAAUGAAAAAAUUAUAAGAUUAUGAAAAGAAAAGAUUAUAGAGUAAUAAUGAUAGAGUAAUGUAUAAAAUAGAUUAUAGAGUAAUAAUGAUAGAGUAAUGUAUAAAACAAAAUUUAAUGUUAUGACAACUUUUAUAGACUAAUGUUAUGACAACUUUUAUAGACUAAAGUGUAAGAUUAUUCACAUAAAAGAUGAUAGAGUAAUACUAAAAAAAACUUUUGUCAUGUUAGGAAAAAAAACACCAAUGUCUUCCUCAUCAAGUGAUGAAGUUGAUGAAGCUUUAGAAGAAAUGGUUGACCAAGUAGUUGAUAAUUUCAUCGACUCAGUGAUUCAUGCUCAUCCCAACAAGCCGACGAGAAGAGCUUAUAUCGAAAGACAUCGGGAACAAGGACACAAUCAACUAUGGAACGAUUAUUUCACGGAAAAUCCUACAUACCCACCGGAAAUGUUUAGGAGGCGUUUUCGAAUGAACAAGCCAUUGUUCCUUCGCAUUGUCGAACGUAUAACUAAUGAAGUUCCAUACUUUCAGCAAAGACGAAAUGCUUGCGGAAGGAACGGGCUAUCUGCACUUCAAAAGUGUACGGCUGCUAUACGUAUGCUGGCAUAUGGUCAAUCGGGAGAUACAUAUGACGAAUAUCUCCGACUUGGUGACAAUACAUCACGUUUAUGUUUAGAAAAUUUCACUAAUGCAAUAAUUUAUUUGUUUGGAGAUGAGUAUCUACGAAGCCCUACACCUGAAGAUCUUCAACGAUUACUCGAUGUCGGAGAGGUACGCGGGUUUCCAGGGAUGAUAGGCAGCAUCGAUUGUAUGCAUUGGGAGUGGAAAAACUGCCCAACAGCUUGGAAAGGUCAGUACACACGUGGUUCAGGAAAGCCGACAAUUGUCUUAGAAGCCGUGGCAUCACAGGAUCUUUGGAUAUGGCACGCAUUUUUCGGAUUACCAGGUACCCUCAACGAUAUCAAUGUUCUUGAUCGGUCACCAGUUUUUGAUGACAUCUUACAAGGUCGAGCACCUAAAGUUAAGUUCAAGGUCAACAACCACACUUAUCGUAUGGCCUACUACCUUACGGACGGAAUUUAUCCGAAAUGGGCAACAUUUAUCCAAUCCAUCCCACUUCCUCAAGGUCCUAAAGCUGAGCUAUUUGCUGAACGUCAAGAAUCCACCAGAAAAGAUGUCGAACGGGCUUUUGGAGUAUUGCAAUCGAGGUUUGCAAUUGUUAAAAACCCAGCUCUACUAUGGGACAAGGAAAAGAUAGGAAAGAUUAUGAGAACUUGUGUCAUAUUGCACAAUAUGAUAGUAGAGAACGAACGACACGGAUACGCUCAAAUUGAUACAUCUGAGUUCGAGUCAGGAGAGUCAAGCAGAAGUUCGAGGGUGCAACGGAGAGAAAGUAUUCAUGUCGGUGAUAUGUUAGGCAUUCGCAGAGAAGUUCGAGAUAAAGAGAAGCAUGAUCGUUUGAAAGCUGAUUUAAUGAAAAAUAUAUGGCAAAAGUUUGGUAAUGAAGAUUAAUAAUGUUUUUAUGUUCUUCUAUUUCUCAAUUUAUGUAAUCUACUCUUAUGUAUUGAAUAAAAAGUUUUAAAAUAUUUAUAAUAUAUUUUAAUAUUUUAUUUAUGUAUUCUCAAUAAUUUGAAAUUUUCUUUUUUUUUUAAUUUAUAUUAUUAUUUUAUUCCUAUGAACUCCUUCUUCGGGUUCACUAAUGCAAAAAACAACAAAUACAGGUUCAUAACUAUUUAUGGCCCCACCAAAAAAUAUUAAAAAAAUUGGGUGAACCCCAAUGGGGGGUUCACCAAUGCUCAUGCUCUUAUGUUCCUCACUCUUUUUCUUCGUUCUGUUAUUGGGACGCAACAAGGUUGAUAGUAUUGCAUUUUUCUUUCUUUUUUGCAUCAUUAAGCAUAUUCAAACAAAAUAUCCAAACGAAGUUGCAAGCUAAUCAUAUUAUCAAUCAACCUCAUUCAAAUCAACUUCACAGACAAAAUAUGCUUUACAUUCACAUGUACAAUUGAAUAAGCUUGGCCACAUCAAGGAAAAAACACCCUUUCCUGUCAAUUAUCUGUUGAUUGUCAAUUCAAAUCAUAUAGAUAUAUUAUUUCUCUGGAAAUAACCAAGCCAAUACAAAUUGCUUUCAACACAAAACCAACUUUCUUCACAUGUUUUCUGUCAAUUUCUUUACCCACAAAUAGUAUAUAUUCUUAACGCAAAGUUUCUUUAUCUGAACGUUCUGCCAUUAAAAUCAUCAAGGAAUAAACCAAAAAGAAAAGAACAAGAACAUUCUUCUCUUCUUUGGCUCAUUCCCAUUUUAAGCAAGCAAACCACAAACCAAAAGCAGAAGAAAUGAUUACAGAGAAACCCAUUAUCAGAUAACAUAAAGAGUAUCCUCAACCAGAAGAGAGCAAGUUUCUUCUUCUUUUUUUGUGCACCAAGUUCUUCAUUAAAAAGUUCAAACAAUUACAAGACUAAUAGCAACAUCUUACAAGCCAUGAUAUGGGAACCAAGAGGCUAAUUCCCAAACAGAUAAAACAA